Cinara cedri is the source of this 207-nucleotide messenger RNA. The record is from the annotation of a GenBank genome assembly. NCBI's taxonomy places the organism in Eukaryota, Metazoa, Arthropoda, Insecta, Hemiptera, Aphididae.
AUGAAUACGAACGAAGAGGACGCCAUGCUAUUAAUUGACUGGAUCGAUGCAUUGAAUCCUCCGGAAUUCGAAGAAGCGGAUGGCGAAUUUCUAGAUUUUCCAAAUCCAAGUUGGAGGUCGGAGAACGCGAUUUUACACAACCUUCACCUCGUCAAUCAGAUACUUCAAAUAUACAUGCGCCAUUUAGAUUGGUUGGCUCAACAUUAG